Molecule: messenger RNA, 890 nt
Organism: Lipotes vexillifer (Yangtze River dolphin)
Lineage: Eukaryota; Metazoa; Chordata; Mammalia; Artiodactyla; Lipotidae
Gene: CYB5B
Product: cytochrome b5 type B
Exons: 5
Coding region: 17-457 (146 amino acids)
Cellular component (GO): mitochondrial outer membrane; intracellular membrane-bounded organelle
Molecular function (GO): heme binding
Source: RefSeq, a predicted model, not a curated record
AGGUACCUCAGGCUCAAUGGCGACUGUGGAAGCAAGUGGCAGCGAUGGGAAAGGGCGAGGGGUCGAGACCUGCGUCACGUAUUACCGAUUGGAGGAGGUGGAGAAACGCAACUCCCCGAAGGAGAUUUGGCUGGUGAUUCACGGGCGAGUCUACGAUGUCACCCGCUUCCUUAACGAGCAUCCUGGUGGAGAAGAGGUUCUGCUGGAACAAGCUGGUGGAGAUGCAACUGAAAGUUUUGAAGAUGUAGGCCACUCCUCUGAUGCCAGAGAAAUGCUCAAACAGUACUAUAUUGGUGAUGUGCAUCCGAAUGACCUUAAACCCGGAAGUGAUGGCAAGGACCCUCCGAAAAAUAAUACGUGCAGAAGCUACUGGUCGUAUUGGAUCUUCCCCAUCGUAGGUGCUAUUCUCUUAGGUUUUCUGUAUCGUUACUACAUGGCGGAGAGCAAGUCCUCCUGAGGAGACCUUGUUGAAGUCUGGAAAGCACAUCUACUUGGGAGUGAGAACUAGACGCUUGUUUGGAGGCUGCAGCGGUGCCCUCUUCUCGAAUCCUGCCAAUUGUAUUCUUCUCCCUCGGACCCCAGACUGUUGGCCGGACAUCCGCCUCAGCCCUGGGGCCAGUGUCCAAGUCAUUUCUCAGAGCCUUACUCUCAAAGCACCUGCUCAUUGUGUCCUUGCCUUUGUUUCCUCUCUUUACUCUUUUCCACGAGCACCUUUAUGUUUCAAAACUUUCUUUUAUAAUUAUAGUCUACGUAUCCUAGUGACAUUGCCCUUUGGUAAAAUUGCCUGCUUUCCAAUACUUUGAAUGCACAUUAGACAUACUUAACAGGGCGUCACACUCUGGUUUUGAAGCUUUUCUUUUUCCCUUUUUCUUCUAAGUAAAUAUUAUUUU